AUGCAAGACAUGAAAGAGCGCCUCAAAGGAAAGGCAGACGUGACGGCAUACCUUGACAAAGCAACCCAACUGAGCAUUCUCAGAGCCCUUGAUAUGCCCAUGGCCAGUCAUGAAAUGAACAAACCGGCAAGCCAAGAGGAGACCAUAUCUGAUGCCGACUCAGUAGAGGAGAAUGUUGUCGACCUUGGCAUUACAGGAAGCGACGAGGACUGA
This is a messenger RNA of Dibothriocephalus latus, 213 nucleotides long. Lineage: Eukaryota; Metazoa; Platyhelminthes; Cestoda; Diphyllobothriidea; Diphyllobothriidae. The record is from the annotation of a GenBank genome assembly.